Messenger RNA from Acyrthosiphon pisum (pea aphid), 636 nucleotides. Its product is annotated as huntingtin-interacting protein K. The coding region runs from base 166 to 543 and encodes 125 amino acids. The transcript is spliced from 3 exons. The record is from RefSeq and is a predicted model, not a curated record. Gene Ontology annotation, biological process: negative regulation of apoptotic process; protein stabilization. Lineage: Eukaryota; Metazoa; Arthropoda; Insecta; Hemiptera; Aphididae.
UCACAUUAUCAUGCUUUCUUCAUGACUUCUCGUGCUGCAUUAAAAAUUAAAAUAAUAAAAUCUUAAAUAUUUAAAUUUAAAAACAUAUUUUUCAUUUUUUCGAUUUAAUCUAUUAAAACUAACAAAUUGACGUUUAAAAUUUGUUAGUUACUAAACGGCAGUAUUAUGUCAGAAGAACCAGCGGUGAACGGUGUCGGCGGUACCGAUGAACAAACCGAAAAUGUAGAUGAUGUGAAUGCUAAGAAAACUGUGAAAUAUGACAGCGGAGCAGCGGAUUUAGAAAAAGUGACCGACUAUGCGGAAGAAAAAGAAGUCAUAUCGACCGAUGACAUAUCUGGAGCAAUGACCAUCAUUGGUGACAGGAGGUUAAAAGAAGCGGCAGACAAAAUAGCAAAAGAAAAAGAAUUGCAAAAGGUCUCCAUAAAAAAGUCUGAUGUUGAACUGAUUAUACGAGAAAUGGAAAUAUCGAAAACGCUGGCUGAGAGGACGUUAAGAGAAUGUCACGGAGACGUCGUCAAAGCCCUGGUUGCCUUGACCAAUUGAAAAUAUAAAUCAACAUUUGGAAUUUUCUAAGUAAUUAGGAAACAAUUACGAAAAAAAUUCUACACUUUAUUAUAUAUUAUAUACGAAACACGC